Hyla sarda is the source of this 1196-nucleotide messenger RNA. RefSeq names its product iron-sulfur cluster assembly factor IBA57 (gene IBA57). Lineage: Eukaryota; Metazoa; Chordata; Amphibia; Anura; Hylidae. The record is from RefSeq and is a predicted model, not a curated record. The annotation marks the transcript as partial. Gene Ontology annotation, cellular component: mitochondrial matrix. The transcript has 3 exons. Gene Ontology annotation, molecular function: protein binding.
UCGGUGCCCCCAUAUAUACAGAUCUUCUUACAGUAUAUAUACAGGUGGAGCGCUCCUCGGUGCCCCAUAUAUACAGAUCUUCUUACAGUAUAUAUACAGGUGGAGCGCUCCUCGGUGCCCCCAUCCGUAUACAUACUCCAUCUUAUUCUCUCUUUCAGGCUCCCAGGCCAGCAGGGUGGGUCACCUGACUUCCUCCUGGAGUGCGAUGCGACGGCUGUGGACGCCAUUCAGCGGCAUCUUCAGGUUUACAACAUCAGGAAGAAGGUGGAGUUGCGUCUUUGCCCGGAGUUGUCCGUCUGGGCCGUCAUCAAGGAUACGCAGGAUCCUGUACAGGAGGUGCUCCCAGGGGCCCUGCUCUGUGUCCCUGACCCCCGGGGGCCCCUGAUGGGAUGCAGGUUGGUGGCAGAGACUGGCCGGGAUGUCAGAGACUUACUGCAGGGGACAGAGCUCGGAAGUGUCUGGGAGUACAACCGCUACAGAUACCAGCACGGGAUUGCGGAGGGGGUGAAGGACCUGCCCCCCAACGUUGCGUUACCACUGGAAUCUAACCUGGUCUAUAUGAAUGGGAUCAGCUUUUCUAAGGGCUGUUACAUUGGUCAGGAGCUGACGGCGCGGACUCAUCACACCGGUGUCAUCCGUAAGCGCCUGGUACCUGUGCGCCUUUCUUCGCCGUCAUCAGCUGACUGCGAGGGGGCGGAGAUCACCACAACAUCGGGGAAGUCGGCCGGCAGGUACAGGACAGGAGUGGAGGAACUGGGACUGGCACUUCUCAGACUCGCCCAUGUGGGGGAGGAGCUUAAGAUAUUAGGAGGCGGAGCUCCAAUCAGUGUGAAGGCUUCUGUUCCAGCAUGGUGGCCGGGUCCUGGUGAUGGAGUAUAAAGAGGAGGAGCCCCACAAUACAGUGCUCCAAGUCACAUGACCCUCCUGAUCUGCAGCUACACUCAGACAUUGCAACAAACCCUCCGCUGUGUGAGCUUCCUGCCUCAAUUCACUGACAGCUAGCAAAGAUCCUGAUGUGAUUGAGAUCCACAGGUGACAGGACGGAGGAGUGGGGCGGCCGCGUCUCUAUGUAUAAAGCCCGACUCCCGGAACAUUCUUAUUACUUUGUUUAUAUUUCUUUAGCAUCAACUUCUUUCUGAGGAAUUUCAUUGUUUGUGUGUGAUGAUUUAUAAUAAUAAAGUAUAAAAAUAACUCAG